Messenger RNA from Otolemur garnettii (small-eared galago), 1380 nucleotides. It is a transcript of the gene STMN4, whose product is annotated as stathmin 4. The record is from RefSeq and is a predicted model, not a curated record. The coding region runs from base 148 to 798 and encodes 216 amino acids. Gene Ontology annotation, molecular function: tubulin binding. Gene Ontology annotation, cellular component: cytoplasm; neuron projection. The transcript is spliced from 7 exons. Gene Ontology annotation, biological process: neuron projection development; regulation of microtubule polymerization or depolymerization; microtubule depolymerization. Lineage: Eukaryota; Metazoa; Chordata; Mammalia; Primates; Galagidae.
GAGAGAAGCCCAGGGUACCACUAAUUGAGGGAGUGAGGACGAGCACGGCUCCGUCUGACAGGACUGCAGGUGUGUGUCAGCAUCCUGAGCUGGUGAUAACUCCACUCCGUGACUCUCAGGCAGAUUCAGCCGCCAGAUCCCAGCAACAUGACCCUUGCUGCCUACAAAGAGAAGAUGAAGGAGCUCCCGCUGGUGUCCCUGUUCUGCUCCUGCUUCCUAGCUGAUCCCCUGAAUAAGUCAUCCCACAAAUACGAAGGCUGGUGUGGGAGACAGUGUAGGAGGAAAGACCAAGCCCAGCGGGAAGACAGUGCUGACUGGAGAGAGAGAAGAGCGCAGGCGGACACAGUGGACUUGAACUGGUGUGUCAUUUCCGACAUGGAGGUCAUUGAGCUGAACAAAUGUACCUCGGGCCAGUCCUUCGAAGUCAUCCUGAAGCCGCCUUCCUUUGAUGGGGUGCCCGAGUUCAACGCCUCGCUGCCCCGCCGGCGAGACCCUUCCCUGGAAGAGAUCCAGAAGAAGCUGGAAGCGGCUGAGGAGCGAAGGAAGUACCAGGAAGCCGAACUCCUGAAACACUUAGCAGAGAAACGGGAACAUGAGCGGGAGGUGAUCCAAAAAGCCAUCGAGGAGAACAACAACUUUAUCAAGAUGGCUAAGGAAAAACUGGCCCAGAAGAUGGAGUCCAACAAGGAAAACCGGGAAGCCCACCUGGCCGCCAUGCUGGAACGGCUGCAAGAGAAGGACAAGCACGCCGAGGAGGUGCGGAAAAACAAGGAGCUGAAGGAAGAGGCCUCCAGGUAAAGCCCAGAGGCCAAAGAAGUUUCCAGAACAGCCGGACAGCGCCAGCAGCUCUGCGUUCCAGCAGCCUCGCCCGCCGGCUGCGCUCCCAGCACUGGGGUUUGGGGGGAGGGGGGUGGCCCAGGGGCGUUUCCUCUGCUUUUGAUGUUUGUCCACGUAAAGAAUUGACCAGUGAAGCCAUCCUAUUUGUUUCCGGGGAACAAUGAUGGGGUGGGAGAGGGGGAAGGAGAGAGUUUGGGAAAGAGAGAAGAGAGAUGGAGACGAACUCGCUGACGGUGCAGCGCUGCUCAGAGCAGACGGGCCAGGCCCUCUGUUUUUCACACCUCUGCCUGGACACGGAGCAUCCAGGUGCCAUGUUGAUGGAAGAUGAGAGCCCGGGCAGCAAAGGUCCCGAGUGCAAGGCAGAGUCCCGGCUGGGGCGGUGGCUGCAGGGCCCCCAGGAGGAGCCCAGCCUGAGGGGGGCGAGGCCCAGCCCAGCCGUGUGGCUUCCGUCCUGCAGUGGGUGGGGUGAGGUCUCUGUGUGUGUGCGUGUGUGUGUGUUAACCAUUAUCUUUUGAUCAUCAUGACCAAUGAAACAUUGACUCC